AUGUCCGGCUGCUUCGACCAAAUUCGAUGCAACUGUGCUUUUGAUUUGGAGGGUAGACGAAACGCGGUCGCUUCUGUUGCCUCUGCAGCACUGUUCUUCAUCGCCUGGUGGCUUAUGAUUGAUACUGCCGCCGUCUAUGACUCGAAAGAUUGGACCAACGUCUAUUUUAUUAUUACCAUCUCGAGCACUCUUGCCAUGUUCAUGGUGAAUGCGAUAUCGAACAGUCAAGUUCGUGGAGAGAGCCUUCAUGAAGGUCUCCUCGGAACCAAAGGAGCCCGCCUCUGGCUCAUGGCUGCGUUCGUCGUCUCCUUCGCAUCUCUUGUUGCAGCCACGUGGAUCCUGUUCUCUGACUAUGUUCUCCGUCAAGGAGAGCACACUGUUUGGCCAGGAGUUGCUCUCUUCCUCACCAACUUCAUUAUCUUUGCUUCUUCCUGUGUCUACAAGUUCGGACGUACCGAGGAAAUGUGGGCUUAA
Messenger RNA from Caenorhabditis briggsae, 474 nucleotides. The coding region runs from base 1 to 474 and encodes 157 amino acids. Gene Ontology annotation, biological process: protein targeting to vacuole; late endosome to vacuole transport via multivesicular body sorting pathway. The transcript has 3 exons. The record is from RefSeq and is a predicted model, not a curated record. NCBI's taxonomy places the organism in Eukaryota, Metazoa, Nematoda, Chromadorea, Rhabditida, Rhabditidae.